AUGACCGCAGCCCCCGCGGUAACUGUCGAUUCCCUGCCCAACGAGAUAUUCGUGCAAAUCCUCUCUGAAUUCUCGACCCGGGCCUUACUUCCCCUAGCGACCGUGUGCCGCCGUUUCCAUGCUUUGGUCCUGCGAAUCAUCCACUACCGAUUACUCGUCGACACCUCGCUGCGGGAAUACCAGCUCCUACUCGAAUGCUUCCACCCAAGCUCGAAGCUCACCGAGCCCCACGUUUUCUGCAAACACAUUGGCACCGACGGGCUCAGUGACCAGGAUAACGAGCUCGAGAUUGACCCAGCCCAGCAAUUGGGCCGGUUGACCGGACUAUAUUCACGGUUCCGACCCGAGGCACGAGACGAGGAUAAGGCAAGCAGAGUACCAUCGUCAGGUAGGACCCCUCAUACGGGGAGUGGUGGGGUUACCUCGGGAAGUUGUGCUAACACCAAUGGCACAGACACAGGCGUGACGCGCGAAGUCAAUCUAGAGGGAUUCGAAGAUUUCUCGCAGCUAUGUGUGGUGGUGAAUCUUGUGCAGGUGAUGCCGGGGACGAGCCUCUUACUGAGCGCGUUGAAUAUCGAGGACGGCGUCAUCCGCCUUUGGCGAGAGUGGCUACGCAAACAAUGCGAUUGGUGGAAAGCCACCGCUGAGCAAGCUAAAGAAGAGGGCUCGAUGGCUCAAAUACCCCAGGACUGGGACGACAUGCUAUGGGUCGAUCAACAUAAGACGGUAGGGCUCAAGAUGCGCGUGCGCGCGAAGGCAUGGAACCCUGCUUUUCCCAUUCUGAUGCACCAUGACGACCGUGAUGAGGGUGCCUGGGUUGGUUAUGAGGUAGAUCUGCGAGAAUUACAUAUCCGCUCCACACGGCUGUUGUUGACGGUGGAGCAGUCCCAGGAGGAACAACAACAGUACCAGAAUAAUGCGGUGAUUUUUGGGGCUUAUCCAGCCCCGGUAGCCUGA
Messenger RNA from Penicillium alfredii, 957 nucleotides. Its product is annotated as F-box protein. The transcript is spliced from 3 exons. The record is from RefSeq and is a predicted model, not a curated record. NCBI's taxonomy places the organism in Eukaryota, Fungi, Ascomycota, Eurotiomycetes, Eurotiales, Aspergillaceae. The coding region runs from base 1 to 957 and encodes 318 amino acids. Gene Ontology annotation, molecular function: protein binding.